AUGUACGAUUCGCACAGCAACACUACAGCGGUGCAAGACACCAACGAUGACGCCUCCGCCAGCAAAUUUUCAUGUGUAAAAAAGAGAUACAUGAAAGAUUAUUACAUUCAUUUAUUUGUGAGAAGGCGUGUUGGGAGAUCUCCAAUUAUUAAUCGUGGUUACUUUGCUUGCGAGGGUGCUCUUCGGAAACUUCUCUAUCAGUUUCUUGAUGUGGAUAAGAAAUCAGAUGAAGAUGCCUCUCUAAAGAAGCAGAUAUUAUCACUCGCAGCAGGCUUUGGCACAACAUAUUUUCAGUUGCAAGUGACUGGGCAUCAGCUGCUUCUAGGAAAAGAUGGGAAUGAUUAUAAAACCGCAGGAAGUUCUAAUUCAAAAGAGGUUUUAAAGACAGGUCAUUCUGGGAUUUUGGUUUUGUUGAUGAUAAAUGUAGGCCUUGUUCCUCAUGAGAAACGAGGAUAG
This is a messenger RNA of Sphenostylis stenocarpa, 456 nucleotides long. Lineage: Eukaryota; Viridiplantae; Streptophyta; Magnoliopsida; Fabales; Fabaceae. The record is from the annotation of a GenBank genome assembly.